Molecule: messenger RNA, 1018 nt
Organism: Leptopilina heterotoma
Lineage: Eukaryota; Metazoa; Arthropoda; Insecta; Hymenoptera; Figitidae
Gene: Pgrp-s2
Product: peptidoglycan-recognition protein SB1-like
Exons: 5
Coding region: 37-681 (214 amino acids)
Biological process (GO): innate immune response; peptidoglycan catabolic process
Molecular function (GO): peptidoglycan binding; zinc ion binding; N-acetylmuramoyl-L-alanine amidase activity
Source: RefSeq, a predicted model, not a curated record
AAAUUAGAUAUAAAGGAAGAUAUUGAAUAUUGAGAAAUGUACAAAAUUAUUGGAGUAAUUCUCUAUUUUAUUUAUGUUGUUGAAAAUAAGGAAACAACAGAAACUUCUUUAUCUGCUGUCACUGAUGCUGGUGAAUAUUCAAAUGUCACAGAGGAUAAUUUGAUGACGAAAGACACGAAAAUUAUAACCAGGGCAGAAUGGGGUGCCAGACAACCACAAGGACCAGUUAAUGAUCUUCCUGAAUAUCCGCCACCUUUUGUUGUCGUGCAUCAUUCGGCGACCGUUGGCUGCACAUCUCAAACGAUAUGUUCAGCGCGAGUUCGAUCUUUCCAAAACUAUCAUAUGGAUCACAAUAAAUGGAGUGACAUUGGUUACAACUUUUUGGUUGGAGAGGACGGAUUGGUUUACGAAGGUCGUGGUUGGGGCAAAAGGGGAGCACACUGCCCUAAAUACAAUCCCAAAAGUAUUGGAAUCUGCGUCAUUGGAAAUUUUACUAGUCAUGAGCCGAAUUUAAUUGCCAUUGAGACAUUGAAGGAUUUAAUAGAAUUAGGAGUCUCGAAAGGUGAAAUUCAAAGUAAUUAUAAAUUAAUUGGUCAUCGUCAAGGUUCGGCUACUGAUUGUCCCGGCAACAGUUUAUACGAUUUGAUUAAAACCUUUCCACACUUUGACAGUAAUCCAUAAUAUUCGUCAUUUUAUGGAUAAUUACUACUUAAUUGAUAAGAGAGCCGGUGAAUAAUAGACGAUGGACAGGAAUAGGACACGUGGAAAACUUUUCAACGUCAGUCGAUGGAAACAGUUCGCGUUCGGCAAACAUCCAACGAUGUUUGUUCACCGGACUUCCGCGUAAAACACGUGUGCACUUCAAAAAUUGACAGCCGUUUUCACAGUGUUAUGCAAAUUUAUUUGCUUUCAUUUGCUAAUGAAAAAAAAUCGCCAAAAAAAAGUACUCUUUAAUCAGUAUUAUUUAAAAGAAAUUAUGGUCGUUGCUUUUGAAAAUAAAGAAGAUAUUUUGUGAGAA